Molecule: messenger RNA, 1443 nt
Organism: Rotaria sp. Silwood1
Lineage: Eukaryota; Metazoa; Rotifera; Eurotatoria; Philodinida; Philodinidae
Source: the annotation of a GenBank genome assembly
AUGAGAAAAAAACAAUUAAUAUUUCAAGAAUCUUCACAAUUCUUAAAUGUAUUGUUUCACAAUAUUGAAGGAUUAAAAUGUAAUUUUAAAGCAUUUUCUAAUUACCAUUUAUUACAUAAAGCAGAUUUGAUUUGUCUCGCAGAAACAUGGUUGAAAGAUGAUACUCGAUUGGAUCAUCUUCAAAUUAAUGGUUAUAAUCUUGUUCAUAAAACACGGGCAUGUUCAUUUGUAUCAAACCAUUUACUUCAUUCACAAAAAGGUGGUGGUGUUGCAAUAUAUUUUCGAGAAACUAUUCCUAUAAAAAAAAUUGAUUCAUAUGCACAUGUAAAUCUUGAAUGUAUUACUUUUGAAAUAGAAAAAAGUAACAUAGUUAUUAUCGUAUGUUAUCGAUCACCACAGCAAAAUAAAAAAGAAUUUGUUGUAAAUUUAAUUGAACAUUUAAAACAAAUUAAUAUUGACAAAAAUAUUCUUCUUAUUGGCGAUUUUAAUGAAGAUAGUCUUGAAAAUAAAUCAAAACCUAUUGAAACAAAAUUAGAAAAUUUAGGUUUUGUAAAUAUGUUUAAAGAUAUGCCUACCACGAAUAGUUUAACAAGCCUUGAUUGUGUUUAUUCUAAUUUUAUACUAAAUAAAGUUCAAUAUCGAGAUGUGACAGGAAUAUUUUAUAGCUUUCAUGAUGCAUUAAUUUGUUCCAUUGAUAUAGAAAAUAAGAAAAAAGAAUCAAACAAAGAGAUUGAGUUCAAUAAUGAUGAACAGAUGGAUACAGAUACCUGUUUACCUACUUCAUUAUCAUUCCUGGAAAUUUCUAAAGAAACAAAUAAAAGAAAAAAAAAUACAACAGUAAAAUCAAAUCACAUAUUUAAAAAAAUAAAACUUUUAACAAGUGUCAAUACCUGUAAUAAUCUUUUAAAAGAAAAACAAAGAUUAUUUCUUCGUAAUUAUACUAAUAUAAGAAAAGAAAAUUGCUUAGAAAAAAGAAGAGCCACAUUUAGUUUUACUGAACAACUUUCUAGUAUAGGUUUAAAAAAAAUUAAUAUAUUAGCAGAUGGUAAUUGUUUCUUCCGUGCAAUUUCACAUCAACUAUAUAGACACGAAGACGAUCAUUUAAAUAUUAGAUGUGAAACAAUAAACUAUUUAAUUCAAAAUAUGAACGAUUUUGCAUCAUUUAUUGAUGAAAUGUAUUCAACAAUAGAAAAUUAUAUUGAAGAAAUGAGUAAAGAUGGAACAUAUGCUGACCAUCUCGCACUUUCAUCUACAGCAGUUAUCAUCAAUAAAAAUAUAAUUGUUCAUGAAUUCAAAAAAAAACCUAUACUUAUUCCUGGCUCCGACUUUCUUGAACAUCAAUUACAUCUCUGUUAUGAUCCAAAUAUGCCACAUUACGAUAGUGUUGUUUGUAUUGAUGGGAGCCCAGCCUUUCUUUCGUCUGAACAUAUUUUAUUUACUUGA